CCCAUCUCCUAAAGCCGGUCCACGUGUUUCGGACUAAAAAUUUCCUAUAAAAAUCUAACAACUGCGCAGUGAAACAUUUUUGAUUUACUCACAACUUUCGGAAUUCUGUAUAUAUUUCUCCAAGCAGGUACUUUCAACUUGCAUUUAGCUUCAAAAAGUGAACUAAGAAUAAUUUUCCCACUGUUCGAAUAAAAAAAAAAAAUACUGGGUUUUCGGAAUAAGACUAUACGAGAAUCUUUGGUCCGAAUAAUAAAUCCUUACAAUAUCCUUUUGUACACUUCAGUCAUACGUUGGAUUUACAUCGUACCGCAACACCCAAAAAAGAGGACUAAGAGUGUUAAGAAAAAAUAAAAAAAAGUCGCCCUAGGGAAAACCAAAAAAAAACUAGCCAGAGUGCAAUUGCAAAGGAAUUAACAGUUUUUUUUUUUUAUUUUCAAAUUUUUGACAGAAAAAAAAAAUAGUCCUCAAUAAGGGUCGGAUAAUCGGUGAUAUUCGAUAUCAUUUUCACCCGUAAGACGUGGUCUUGUGAACGGAUAAGUGAAUUAAAAAAUUUAAGGACAUUCUGAAAUGUCCUCCCAUUCCAGUGUACCAGUGAAUUAUUAAUAUCCUCCCACCACCGCUACCUUUCUCGAAACGGGUCAGCAAUCCAAUAAAGUUGUCCCCAGUGCUAACCCACACCAAAGCAACAAAAAAAUAGAAAAAAAAAAAAAAAAAUAGAAAACCUAGAGAGGAAAUCGAAGUCGAGUAACAUCUGCUUCCGUGUUAAUCCUUGAUCAAUAGAUAGAUAUAGGGCUCUCCAAAUAGAAAGAAAAACGAAAAAAAUAAAAAAAAAAUAAAGAAAAAAAUUGGAAAUAGUGCAGAAUACUGUUCUCGUGUGUCCUUGUCCCGUUUUGCAUGAUUUGACAACACACCUGGCAUUGCUCUUCCACCUUCAUCAUCAUCACCACCUCCACCAUCACCGCCGCCGCCGCCAUAUCACUCGUCAAAUGCAAUACGAUGAAUGAAUGAGUUGGCAGCCUUUGCAUUUGCACCCUUCAUCAUCGACCACCACCAUCAGGAUUCUGCAGCAGGUUGCUGCUCCUGAGCUGCCAUAGCCGUCAGUCAUUUGAGUAGCAUCAGGUCCUGCUAUAUAGUGCACAUUCUGCUGUGCACUAACCACCCUCAAUAUGCAUCAAAGGACGACACCUGGUCUGCUCACAUGUACUGCAAUUGUACUCCUUUGUAGUUCCGGAAUAAAAGCAAGCUGGGAGGAAUGGUGGACGUAUGAUGGUAUUUCCGGACCUAGUUUUUGGGGCCUUAUAAAUCCACAAUGGAAUAUGUGUAAUAAAGGACACCGUCAGUCGCCUAUAGAUGUAGUUCCAGAUAAAUUAUUAUUCGAUCCGUAUUUGCGGCCUUUGCACGUCGAUAAGCACAAGGUUUCAGGUACACUACACAAUACUGGCCAAUCGUUGGUCUUCCGUGUCGACAAAGACACAAAACAGCAUGUGAACAUCUCUGGUGGCCCACUUGCUUAUAAGUACCAAUUCGAAGAGAUUUAUAUUCAUUAUGGUACAGAAAAUAGCAAAGGAUCUGAACAUUAUAUACAAGGAUACAGUUUUCCUGGUGAGAUCCAAAUCUAUGGAUUCAACAAAGAACUGUACCACAAUAUGUCCGAGGCACAACACAAAUCACAAGGUAUCGUUGGCCUGUCACUGAUGGUUCAAAUAGGUGAAACUCCAAAUCCUGAGCUUAGAAUUAUAACAAGUACUUUUAACAAGGUGCUUUUUAGAGGAUUCUCAACACCAAUUAGACACAUUUCAAUACGCUCUCUGCUGCCAAACACAGAUCAUUUCAUAACCUAUGAAGGAUCAACAACACAUCCUGGUUGCUGGGAGAGUACAGUGUGGAUAAUUGUUAAUAAACCAAUUUACAUAACAAAACAGGAGUUGUAUCAGCUUAGGCGACUAAUGCAAGGAUCUGAGAAUACACCAAAAGCUCCAUUAGGCAAUAAUGCGAGACCGGUGCAGGGGUUACACCAUAGAACAAUAAGAACUAAUAUAGAUUUUAAGAAAUCAAAGCAAAAUCAAAAUUCGUGCCCAUCGAUGUACAAGGAUAUGUAUUAUCGGGCGAAUCGAUGGUCGCCAGAUAGUGGACUGAUGAUUCGUUGACCCAACGCUUUAUAUGAUUUCGGCUCUGUUUUGAGUGCAAUUAAUCUAUAGAUCCUAGAAGAAAUCCUUAUAUAAAAAAAUAUAAUUCCAAUAAGUUUAAUUAUAUUUAUUUAAUAAGUUUUUUUUUUAAUUAAUUCUAAAAUUAAAAAGAAAAA
Messenger RNA from Episyrphus balteatus (marmalade hoverfly), 2302 nucleotides. It is a transcript of the gene CARPA, whose product is annotated as carbonic anhydrase-related protein 10. Bases 1167 to 2147 code for a protein of 326 amino acids. Lineage: Eukaryota; Metazoa; Arthropoda; Insecta; Diptera; Syrphidae. Gene Ontology annotation, molecular function: carbonate dehydratase activity; zinc ion binding. The record is from RefSeq and is a predicted model, not a curated record. The transcript has 8 exons.